CCAAUACCAAAGUGGUUAAUAAUCUAAGAAAGAACAUUAUGAAUCGACUGCUAGCGUUACUUGCUGUUCUGGCUACAAUAACCUCGGGCGUUACUGCCAGAGCCAUACCAGCCCAAAGGGAAGUUCUUACUCAGACAAACCGCAAUUGUGAAGGCUCCGUUGUCGAUUCUGUACACACAGAGACCUUCGGUUUCGUCAACCUUGUUGUAACCGGGUCAAACCGUAUCGUCGCGGUUGCUGUGCUAAAAGGGGGGACCCCGAACGCGAAUUACAAUGUCCGCCUGAUCCAGAUCAAAGACAGAAUGGCUGUGGACUGUGGAGUCUGUACAAAAGGCGGUGCAACAUUGACAACAGACGACCGAGGGGAUGGAAGUAUCAAUGUUCAACAAGCGGUAGCUCCGGGUGCAACAGCGGCAUGGGUGGACCUGAACAACAAAGAUGACUGUGCUAAUUUCUUCAACAUUGCCCCGCUGUCAAUUGUGUAAAGAGCUGAUUAUGUGAGGCUAUGUGGCUUUCUGAAGCAGUUUGCGAUGUCCUAUGAAUCCUUUAUGAUAAGCGCCCAAUCAGCGUUUGUGAAAUAUGAAUUCCGAGCUUGCUUUAUAUUGAAAGGACUUUAUCUUUCAUAUCAAUGAAUUGGAACAAGAUCUCGGCCUUCGGGGUUUUUUAUUUAAAUUUUAAAAGACAACCGGUUGCAUAGCUUGCUGUACCUGCGAGACCUGUGUUAUUUUUGUAUUCUCC
This is a messenger RNA of Aspergillus versicolor CBS 583.65, 738 nucleotides long. RefSeq lists its product as uncharacterized. The transcript has a single exon. The record is from RefSeq and is a predicted model, not a curated record. Bases 39 to 485 code for a protein of 148 amino acids. NCBI's taxonomy places the organism in Eukaryota, Fungi, Ascomycota, Eurotiomycetes, Eurotiales, Aspergillaceae.